Messenger RNA from Lactuca virosa, 339 nucleotides. NCBI's taxonomy places the organism in Eukaryota, Viridiplantae, Streptophyta, Magnoliopsida, Asterales, Asteraceae. The record is from the annotation of a GenBank genome assembly.
AUGAAACUAAUCAACAGUAGCUUUGUGGAUCUGCAGAAACCACAAGCUGAGGUCAAAGUGAAGCUGAAAGGUCACCAGAAACAAAUUAGAGGACUUGCUUUUUCACAGACUUUAAGUGCACUCGUUUCAUCUGGAGCUGAUGCUCAGGCAAAUUGCAGCUAUGUAUCUGGAAUAUUAAUGGAUGGGAGAAGAGGAAAUCAAGAAACAUACAGUCGCCACCUGGCCAUCCAUCCUAACUUGUUGGAGAAACCAAAGUUCAAUUCCAUAAUGAUCAACGCCAUCUCCUUGUUGUACAUGAAAGCCAAAUCGCUAUUUAUGACCACCAACUCGAAUGCUUGA